UCUGUGGUGGGUCAGUGUACGCUUGUUUUCACUUAUAAACAGACAGCGGGGUUACUUUUAGUUAUGUCAGAACAUUUGGUGCUGUCAUCAGGGGCAGAACUGUGGAGAUCUCUGGCCUGUACCAGGUCCGAGCUGCGUCUGGAUCUCACUCUCACCUGUGGACAAUCUUUCCGGUAAUUAUAAGUCUAACUCAGAUGUAACGCUAGUCUGUCAUCAUUAUAAUCAACAGGGGAGUUUCCGCAUAGACCUAAUACAGUUUACAUCCUCGUAUGACACUUUGUAUUGACACAUUUUCAUCCCACAGCUGGAGAGAAACCGCAGAAGGCCACUGGACUGGAGUGAUGGGAGGACGAGUUUGGACUCUGACUCAGACAGAUGACACUCUCUGGUACCAUGUUUACCAAAGGUCAGACAGGCAGGGUGAGGCCAGGGGCAGGAAGAGGAGGGCUGGUGUUCCUCUCCAGGUGGAAAACAAGUCAAAGAAGAGAUUCAAAGGAGCUUUGAAGAAGGAGGAGGAGCCGGUGGCUGUGACUCCAGUGCAGGAGGAAGAGGAGAUGCUGAGAGACUACUUCCAGCUGAAUGUUGAUAUGGGGGAUCUGUACAACAAAUGGGGAGCAGCAGACCCCCACUUUCAGCACAUUGCAGGCAACUUCACAGGUGUGCGAAUGCUGCGUCAGGACCCCACUGAAUGUCUGUUUUCCAUCAUUUGCACCCCCAACAACAAACUCUCUCGUGUCCAUGGCAUGGUGGAGAGGAUGUGUCAGGCUCUGGGCGACCCGCUGUGCAAACUGGAUGAAACCUCUUACCACAACUUUCCUUCAGUGUCUGCGCUCGCAGACAACAGCGUAGAAGCUCGUCUCAAGGAUCUGGGUUUUGGAUACAGGGCUCGGUUCAUUCAGCAGAGCGCGGCUAAGAUUUUGGACACCCAGUGGUUCGAAGGUCUACGCAGCAUCCCGUAUCUGCAGGCCCGAGAUGCUCUGCGUGCUCUCCCCGGCGUUGGCCCCAAGGUGGCAAACUGUGUAUGUCUGAUGUCCCUGGAUAAGACAGAGGCCGUGCCCAUUGACACACACGUGUGGCAGAUUGCUAAACGCGACUACAGCGACGCACCUGGCAACGGACAAAAGAGCAUCACAGAAAAACUUCACAGAGAUCUUGGGGAUUUUUUCAGAAACCUGUGGGGUUCUCAUGCUGGUUGGGCACAGGCGGUGCUGUUCUGUGCUGAACUCCAGAGAUAAACAAGCUUCUUACAUCAGGACUCACAUCAGAUUACAACACCAACCAUAGCUUCACUUAAAAAAAUAUACAAACACUAUAAUAAUCAUGGUAUAAAACUAAUUAUUGUCAAAAGAUUCUCAGGGUUUAUAUUUAGAUGUGUUUAUGUUGUUUAUUGUGACCUCUUCUUUGUCUACUUUUCUGUGAGUUCACUACUACA
Molecule: messenger RNA, 1432 nt
Organism: Anoplopoma fimbria (sablefish)
Lineage: Eukaryota; Metazoa; Chordata; Actinopteri; Perciformes; Anoplopomatidae
Product: N-glycosylase/DNA lyase-like
Exons: 6
Coding region: 270-1235 (321 amino acids)
Biological process (GO): nucleotide-excision repair; base-excision repair, AP site formation; base-excision repair
Cellular component (GO): nucleus
Molecular function (GO): 8-oxo-7,8-dihydroguanine DNA N-glycosylase activity; damaged DNA binding
Source: RefSeq, a predicted model, not a curated record